AUGGUGCACCCCUACCACAUUCUGCUGCUGCUGAUGAUGAUGAUGCUGUACCUUAUACCACUGCACUGGGCCUGCACCAACGGCCAUGUCAAGUUGGUGAAGAUGCUGUUGAAGCACGGUGUUGAUGCUCAAGCCACGACCAACGAAGGGGAAACACCACUGCACUCUGCCUGUGGUAACGGUCAUGACAAGGUGGUGGAGAUGCUGUUGAAGCACGGCGCUGAUGCUAAAGCCAAGAACGACCGCAGUCAAACGCCGCUCCAUCUAGCCUGCGCUGUCUCAUCUGCCGGCCGAAAGAUUAUCCACCAACUCUUACAGAAUGGUGCCGACCCAGAUGCGAGAGAUCUUAAGGGUGCACGGCCCUUGGAUCUGCUCCUUCACAGGGACUCGAUCGAGCUGGAGCUGAUUGCAGAGCUAUUGCGCACAACCCGUACUCCUUGCUUCUACCAAACUUCGGAUGCCGAUGCGUCGGCUGGCGCAUGGAUCCUCAAUCGUUCAAUAUCCAAGAUCUACAAACCCUUUGUGACUGCCAGGCCGCUCAAGCUGCACCUACGAAUUGAAAAGGUCCAACAACCACCGCAAAAAGAGCGAGAAACUGCCUCGUCUUCAUUCGCCACGACAUCGAAUAAUGACAAUGGUGUCUCGGUAGUGGCGGCUGCGGCGUGUUCUAAGGGCUCGGUGAUCAAUGCCACCGCAAGACAGCUAAACAGUCAGCACCAUCACGAGCACGAUCAGCCGCAUCACACUCGCUCCGGCUCGCCCGAGGAGUCACUGGAGAAAGCGUGA
Monosiga brevicollis MX1 is the source of this 786-nucleotide messenger RNA. RefSeq lists its product as uncharacterized. Gene Ontology annotation, cellular component: axon initial segment; synapse; membrane. Gene Ontology annotation, molecular function: transmembrane transporter binding. Bases 1 to 786 code for a protein of 261 amino acids. The transcript has 9 exons. NCBI's taxonomy places the organism in Eukaryota, Choanoflagellata, Craspedida, Salpingoecidae. Gene Ontology annotation, biological process: negative regulation of delayed rectifier potassium channel activity; neuronal action potential. The record is from RefSeq and is a predicted model, not a curated record.